UUAAAAAAAUAUUUUUAAUUAAUGGGUAAAAAAUUAUUUAUUUUUUUGUUGUAUUUUUAAUAAAGUUUGAGAAAAUAAACUGAAAUUUUACUAAUACUUCUCUUCGAAUUGGAAGUUUCUGCAAAGAACUUGUAUUACUUUCCCUUUAUUUUUUUUUUAAGAAAAACAUUUUCACGUCUAAGGAGGCUGACUUCCUUCACUGGUCAUACGUUGAUGUUAGGACUAUAUUUAGACGAAAUCGGACGGAGUGUGCUUCAUCGUCUCUUAUUCUUUGUGUAGUUGCUUGUGCCUCGUCUUGUUGUCGUAGUUCGAAUUUCUACGUUUUUAACGCUUCCCUCGUUAUAUCUGCAGGAAUGGAAACAUGUUUUGAACCUUGAUUUGUCAUUGUGAUAAUGGUGAGAGUUAUAUAUUAAGGUAAAUCGGAGAGAAAGAAAGAGUAUUGCGUUUAUAAAGGUCAAAAUUGAUUUAUGGCCAAUUGGAAAAAUUCCAAAAAUUAGGGAAAAUUUGUUAUACUUAUGCUAGAAAGGCUAAAAUUUUAAUUUAAAUUAUUAUUUUGUUUUAUAAUCAUAUAUUUUAAAUAUAUAUAUUACUUAUAGAGAUUGUGCUAUGUUUCAAUUAAGAAUUUGUUCUGUUGCCAUUCUACAAAUUAAUUAAGAGAUAUGGCCGAAGACAACUUUUCUGUUGUAGUUGAUUCGGAUUUUGUGCACAACAUUACGUCUCCUGUGGUUUUUGCAGAGGAAUAUCAUCCUUCCCCACUGAUGGAACUAAUAGAUGACGAUGAGGAUGAAUGUAAUGAUAAUGAAGAAUGUGUGGAUAUUGAUGAUGAUGAUGAUGACAACGACGAUGAAUUAUCACCAGAAAAUGAAAUUGCAGUCACUUCUGAUGAAUUUGAAUGGAUUCAGUCAAAGUUUGAUUCAAAAACUGAAAAGCAAAUAAAUUCUGAUUUAUCCAUUAGAAAUUUUGGAAAUGAAAAAAGUCCAUCCAUUUUAAGUAAUAAAAAUGAAGUUGCUAUCUCUGCUACUAAAAUAGAUAGCUAUAAACAAGUUCGUAAUGACUCUUCAACAGAACAAGCUGAAAAAGACAAGCAGUCAAAUCCUAAUAAUAAUUUUAAAAAUUACAAAUCUGAUAUAAAACACGAAGGAGUAUUCGUUCCUUCAAGCUCAGAAGAUAAAUAUAAUUCCCAAUUUUUGAAUCAGAAUAAACCAAUGGCAUGCUAUCAUAAUUGUCAUCAUAACUGUAUUCCAAAUUGCUGUACCGUUUCUUCUAGAAAUGUUUUUUGUCAACAUGAAAUGGAUAUUUCACCUUUUGAUAAAAAUUUUUAUCAUGAUUUUUCACAUUCUAGAAUUAGUCACCAUUUCUGCAAUUGGUAUCUCACUCACGUACCAAGCAGAUUUCACUGUUGGCAUAAUCAAACCAAUAUUAUUCGUUCACAAUCUAUAAGCGAUAGAGGGGCUUGCUCAUCUUCGCUAUCUCCUUACGAAACUUUCCCACGAACGUUGAGAAGUAGCUGCAAUCACGAUCUUGACGUAGAGUCUAAUGAAUGCUUUUUUACUGAUUUUCAACAUCCGCUGGAUGCUGAUAUGAAGAAAAAUAAUAAGGUUGGAGGGUUUGGACAAGAUUUUGAAGAUACACAAGAAAAACUCCAUCAUUUAGAAACUGAAAAAGAAAAUUUACAUCUUCAGGUAUUUUAA
Centruroides sculpturatus (bark scorpion) is the source of this 1691-nucleotide messenger RNA. RefSeq lists its product as uncharacterized. The coding region runs from base 660 to 1691 and encodes 343 amino acids. Lineage: Eukaryota; Metazoa; Arthropoda; Arachnida; Scorpiones; Buthidae. The record is from RefSeq and is a predicted model, not a curated record. The transcript has 2 exons.